Messenger RNA from Alosa alosa (allis shad), 7024 nucleotides. It is a transcript of the gene lcorl, whose product is annotated as ligand dependent nuclear receptor corepressor-like. The transcript has 9 exons. The record is from RefSeq and is a predicted model, not a curated record. Gene Ontology annotation, cellular component: nucleus. NCBI's taxonomy places the organism in Eukaryota, Metazoa, Chordata, Actinopteri, Clupeiformes, Clupeidae. Gene Ontology annotation, biological process: regulation of transcription by RNA polymerase II. Bases 20 to 5191 code for a protein of 1723 amino acids. Gene Ontology annotation, molecular function: DNA binding.
CAGGGGAAGGACGGGCAGAAUGGCUACCCAGUGCCGUAGCUCGAAAUGCACGGCAGAAAGAAAAGGGUUCCGGCGGGAACUCGAUUCUUGGCGGCACAAGUUGAUACAUUGUGUGGGAUUUGAAAGCAUACUGGAAGGAAUUUAUGGACCAAGGUUCCUCAGAGAUCUCAGUAUUUUUGAAGACUGUGAACCAGAUGCCGUUGAUGAUUGGUCAGAAGAUGCAAGGUGUUCAUUUUGCAAUCUUCAGCUUGAAAAACUAAGUGACCAUAAUCCCACAGUUGCCUCGCCUCAGUCUCCUCCCUGCCCAGACUCACCUCCACCUCAGGGCCAGUCCAACACUGAGAAAAUCCAGUGCCAAGCAGACCGAUUUCUCAACUCAGUCUUUUGCAAGAAAGACUUUCCUCAGAGCUGUGAUUCAAACAUUCCCCAUGUGGCUCAAGAGCUGAUGAGGAAAAUGAUCCAUCAGUUUGCCGUUGAGUAUGCAUCCAAGAGCCAGCAGGAGGGCAAGAAUGGCUUCUCUGUGGACUCUGUUAUCUCUGCACACUGCAGUCUCCCUGACCGGCCUGAUGAGGAUGGCCCCCUGGACCUCACCGUGAGCCGCAGCCACCUGGAUAUGGAUCAAGCAGAUGGCGUUCUUGAUCUCUCAAGAAAGAAAACAGGUGGCUCAUCAAGUGCAUCCUCUCCAAAAGCCUCAGGCUCCAUGAAGACACAUGAAGAUAAAGUCCAAGAAGUAGAGAACACGGACACAUCUUGGAUAAAAUCUGAAGACAGAAGCACAAUAUUGGAAAUGGUCCUGUCAUCUCUGUGCUCCUACCACAAAAGACUUCUCUCCUGCAUCCUGAAGUUUGUGUAUGAAGACUACAUGGUGUCAUUGGGCUUGAGGGACCCCCACCGACGGACUCCCUCUUCAGAAUCUAUGUGUUGCCCCAAUGGGAGGAAAGUGUGUGAGGGGGGAGGUGGUUGUGCCUGCUGCCUGCGGUCCUGCCAACUCACCACAUGUCCUGUUACUUCCGUCUGCGUCUGUCUCAAAAAUCUUCAUGGCCUAUCCUGUCCAAGUGUCACACUCAGCUGCAUCAAAAAGGUCUGCACUUCCUGUGCAGUUUGUCACAGCCAUCAUGAGACACUGUCGUGCACAUACCAAGCUUGCAGAGAUCACUCCUGUUUUACACAUAUCAAGACCAUGGGAAGCAUGGCCACACAAACAAGACAUCUGCCAGUACCCCUCAACAUCCAAGAAGGUCGUCGCAGUCCAUCUCCUCCUCCACUUUCGCCGAAGCCCAUGGACACGGAUUUGAAAAUGACCGAAAGCCACUUUCUAAACCAAACUUUGGAGUGCAAGCCCAUUUGUAUGCAGCCACCUUUUCUAGAGGAAGAAACAAAUGAUUUCUUACAUUCAGUCAAAACUGACCAGGCAGCUGUCUGUAUGGAUGAUGAGCUUCAGUUGGACCUUAAAGGUGAUAUAAAGAAGCCUUUAGAAGAGCAUGGCUCUUUAAUGGGAGAUUUAAUUGACAGAAUCACAGAAAAGCUCAAGUCCAUCACACCACAAGAAGAAGAAAAUGUAAUGUCAGGUAGUCAGAGUCCUGAGUCCAAAGAUGAUGUCCACUUAAAAGAGAUCAUAACAACGGUGUUACAUAGUAGUAAGGAAAAUGAUUAUGACCUGGACGAGCUUCUUCAACAACAUGAAAGUAACAAAAGCAGAUCCCCUCAGACACGCUCACGCAGUAGACAAGAAACCCUUGCUGCCAUGUCCAUUUCUCCAGAUCAACCAUCAGUACGCAGACAGAAUUUACAGAUCAAAAUGGAUAUCGCUAGACUUACCCCGCCUGUCUGCAAGAGACGACUUAGCAUGCAAAAAAAGAAACCUGCUCAGAGCGCCCAGUGUAACCCGGCACCCCUCUCACACUCAGAAAUGCAGUUCCCUCCCAGGUUAGAGGUUGAAGUCCCAAAGGAAACAGACCAGCAGAUGCAGGAAACUACUCAAGACAAUCAUGCCCCAAUGAAACCAGACAUAGAUAUUUGUGAUCAUGCAACAGAGAGACACAAUUAUGAAGAAAAGGAAUCCCCUCCCAGUGAAAUUGAGUUGUGUAAACAGAGCACAGGAACAAAACAGAAAAACAGCAGAGAUGAGUUAAAAUAUCUCCCCAAGAUUGAUACUGCUGAACCUACCAGAUCAAGACGAAAUAUAGUUCCUCCUCAGCGUUUCUCCUCAUACGUUACAGAACCCAGACAGAUGUACUUUGCAGCAUGUUUUUCUGAGAAUAUUUUCAUCCGCAGAACACCUAAAGACAAUGCACUCAAAAAAGUUAGCUCCACUGCAGAGCUUCAAGAAAAUACUUCAAGAAAAAUUACAGACCAGGAAGUCUCUUCUCCAAAAUCUGGCACUGAAAAUCGUCCCAAUGUUAAACUUUCUUCAGACAAUGAAUUGACCGCAACAACUCCCCCAAUCAAACAACUGCAGCAUUUCCCAGAGCAGAAAGAAACAAAACAUAGCUGUCCCUCACAGACUUCAGAAACUGAAGAAGCUGGUGGUCCAAACCUGACUAGACCCUCGAGAAAGUGUAAAACCUUGUUUAACAGAAGUCCAGAAAAACAGCCCUCGAUCGUACAGACAGAAAGUCCAGAAAAAGAUGUAUCUGCAGAUGACAGCAUAGACGUAAAUGCAGAUGAACUGAAUACUGAGUCCCAGAAGUGCCCCUCAGCAAUCCAAUAUACAAGUCCAAUAAAACUAAUGUUUGUGUCACCAGUUAUUGGAGAGGAAGGGUUACGAUAUACCCUAAAAUCUGCAACAGCGGGUCACUUAAAAGGAGAAGUAUUUGAUCCCUGUGAGGAAUCAUCAUGGGGGAGGCCUAAUGGAGUCACUGAGAACACCCAGGACAUAGUCUAUCAAAGCGCAUCUCCCAAACCUGUUGAAAACGAAAGAGAUAAAAAUACGUCUCCAAAAAGUAUUCUGGCUUCUGAUAUAGCUACUCUGUCUGCCCCAUCUAACACUGAGGCCCACAACAGGGAAGUAACCCCUGUGAAGAGACGACCUGGUCGCCCCAAAAAAUUAGGGCCUCAAAUCCAAAAGCCAGCCAAGAGACCCAUUGGUAGACCACCUAAACGUAAAAUGUUAGACCCUGGUGGAGUUAUUUCUACAGAUGCAGACAAAUCAGUGAAGGACAAAACCAUUGCCACUUCCUGUGAUGAGGAGAGUUCCAGUAAAAAUCUUAAAAUAACUGUUGUCUAUGGGAGAUCACGCCGGAGUAGAAGAUUGGUGUCUGAGAGUCAUGUGCAGACAGAGCAUGUGAAUGAAGCUUUCCAUUUCGGAAAACACAGUGAUGACUCCACAAAGAACCUGUUUAUUGAUAGUGUGGAGAAGAAUGGCAUAGAUGCUGAUUCCCUUACUGAAAUGCCCAUAGACCAAGAGGAAUUAAACUUUGUCAGGCCAGUAAAGGAAAGAAAAUGCAUGCCCCAUUCAAGCAGUCAUAUAAAAUGUCAAAAGCAGAAUAGCACCAUGGCUAUUCGAAAGCCAGGGAGACCACCAAAGGUGAAAAUUUCAGGUAUUUCUGUCACUGUUACCACAGUGUCCCCAAGGCAACGGAAGAUCCACAUGAACAGAGAGAUGAAAGAGUCCCCCCCUAGGAGAAGAUCUCUUUUCUCGGAGUACAAUACUCCCAAACAGCCAAAGAAAAUCAUAGAGAAGGGUGAACAGCGUAAAGAGAUUGUUGCCGUCUCUGGUCAAGAAAGUACUGAAGUAAAAGCGCCAGGGAUAGCAGUUAGGCACUCUGUCAGAGAAAGAAAACCUUCCAUCUACUUGCUACACUCAGUUGCCACCUCAAGAUCCCUCAGUCACAGCAAUGCACUGUUGCGUAGGUCUCGCAAGGUCCUCCUCAACAAAGCUAACAGUGAGAAUAAGAAGCAUGGAAAUUUGAAUGGAACCACAGAGGAUGCACUCUCAAUAAAGCCCCCAGUGAAAACAGUUGACAACCUGCAGGAUUUGAGUCAGUUUUCUGCCGUCUCAGUGGACUCUAUAUUUACAUCCAAUGAGCCUUUAAAAUGGUGGCCCACGUCAGCAUCACCCAAAACCUUAAAUGAAGAAUUUGAGAGGAGGAUAAAACUCAUGUCCAACACUUGGAUCUCGGGCCUAACAGAAACCAACAAUGGCGAUUUCAAAACAAGAAUGUCUUCAAGGGCCAAUGGCUCUAAGAAAAUGCCUGUAUCGGCUGUUCAGAUGCUCUUUGAGAGGCACUAUAACAUGGACAAAUUGUGUGCUUGGUUCAUGCAGACAACAGAAACCCAGUCAUUGGCAAUUGUGAAAAAGACAAGUGCUAGAAAUCCAUAUGAAAUCAUGCACUACAAUCCCAUGAGGGUCUCUAAUAGAACCAAUGUGUGUCCAAGUCCCCAAGCAGAAAGGCUGAGAAAACAUGUGAAGAAAUUUGCAAAGGUUUUCCCAAAGAGUCCCAAGAUGCACCAGCAAGCACAGGAGAUUAUGUGCAAUAGAUUACAAGCAAAACACCUCCCCUUAAAAAGACUGCUGGGAAAAACAUCUACUGGCACUCAAAAUGAAUGUGUAAAACCUGGAGAAACAACAUGGGGGCAGUACAGAGCUACCCUGCACAGAGUAAGGUCAAAAUUUAAUACGAAGACUAGACGGCGAUGUCACAGGAAUACACCAUCUGAUUCUGUGACAGAGAGUGAAGUGUCCUGUGUUCUCCAGCCUACAGUUGAGCAAGGAUCUGCGCCUCCACAGACAUUAGACACUUUAACCUCCCUUGAUGAGAGAAUGAACACCCCAGGAACCCUGACCAAGGAAGAGAGGAUCAGCUCCAAAGCAUGGAGUCCUGAAUCACUGAAGGAGUGCAGGGUGUUCCUGAAAAAGAUCAAUUCCCCAGACAACGAACUGACUGCUGAAGAAUGUAAUAUUUGCACAGUGGAGCCCUGCAAUGUCUUGCCCUCUAGGUACAGCACAACGGCUGAGCACAAGGAGCUGGAGAGUGCAGACGCAGCAAAAGGGGGGAGGGCGAGGUGCCCCUCCAGUGAGCUGAAGUCACACUCAUUCCAAAAAGAGUCGCAGAUGUCAGGCAGAGGAGUGAGAAGCGGCAAACACAAAAGUCUCAGUGCAAGUGCGUCACCACCUGCUAAAGCAGCACGACAAUCCAGAAGCAGCAGGGGAUUAUCUGCAGCCAAGUGGGGUGACUUUGUGCUGGGCUAAACAGCUGGUCCUGGCAGUUUUAUAGAAGUACAAAGGAGGGCCAAGUGAGAGGGAAUCCCCAUGGCUGUAAACCAGGUGCCUUCAGUAGUACUCACAUGAUGGUGAGCAGUAGGACACAGAACCUCAGAAAGCAAAAUGUAGCAUAACUUUUAAGUUGAAAUAUAUCAUGGUUGCACUAUUUAUAUGUUUCAUUGACCAGUUUCUUGUUUUUAAGUGUCUCUUUCUUUGUUCCAAUUCUUUAUUGCAUUUUAGGUGUAUGUAUGUUUCAUCUUAAUUUUACAAGUAGCAACCCUCUCCUAGUAAAUGGAAGAUGGAAAAUCAAGUUCACUUUUACUUGUAUUUCAUCACGCACAGUGAAAGUAGCAAAUGAAUGUAAAUGAGCUCUGCUCAAGGUUGUCAUUGUGCUGGGAAUAAUUAGGAGCAUGUCCAUCAGUCUCAGAAACACAACAUGCCAAUGAGAUACUUUCCCUGGGCUUGAAAAUGAUUAAAUAUGUACAUUAUCUAGUUUGUCUGGCCUUUUCCGACCAUUAUGGAGCUGUUCGUAAAGGCUGUCACAGAGCAUGCCCCUAAAUAACACUGAUAUUCAUCCACGAAAAUGUAGCCUAUUAGUUGUGAUCAAACCAUCCCAAGUGUAGUAUUUUUCCUCAGUGCAAUUCUUUCACCCUUUUUGUUUCAAAUUCAAUACUUGUGACUUUAUGUAAUUCUAAAACCCCAUACUUAAGACAUGGAAUGCCAAUCAUAUGUUCUCAAAUAUAAAGCUUUAUGUUUAGAUGAAAGUCUAUGUACCUCCUUGUUGCUGUAAGAGUUGCCUACCUCUUGAUUAAAUCCACUGUAAAGUUCUUCACCCCGUGUAGGUUGAUAGCUUCAGAUCCUGUGUUAACUGGCACACAUUUGUGGUAGAGAUAUGGUAAGACACCUUGUAAAAAAAACCUUUUUCCCUAUGCUGGUGAAAUCUGAGGAACUAUGUGAACCAUAAUUACCUAACUAGUCUCAUUUAGUCUGUGAUGGUGCUUGUUCUCACUCACUGUCUCAAAGGUGCUCUGAACAUUUUUUUUUUUUUUAAGAAGGGGACAAUUUUUGUCAUACGGUUAAUUCUAACUAUACUACAGCUGUACAUGACUACAGCAGGUUCAUCAAAUAUUUGCAUUAAGUUGUCCAGGCCUUACUGCCACGAAGCGGGCAUGCAGAUGUUUUCACAGAGCUAGAUAAUGUCAAGGCUUAAAUGUUCAUUAAACAUCAACUUUAUCAACAUAGUUAACACCAGUUUCCUGAUCCUUUUGUUUUGUUCUUUUCCAUAAUGUUUCAAAUUUAUGUUACAGCUUCACAAUCUGAAAACCAGUGUGUGAUAUAAAUGUCUGAGGUUAGGGUUACCUCUGGUGUUACACUGAAUUUUGUCAGUAAUGCUCUUUAAAAGGGAUGCAUUAAGUGUUUUUGUCUUCUGUCAAAUGUUCCCAAGUAAAGCCACUUUAUUGUUUAUACAUUACAUCUUGAAGUUUCUGGACUCCACUGUAUGACAGUGUGAAUGUGUCUUCACCGACACAUGAACAGGUACCAUGAGGUGCCACAGCACACCUCCACUGUCCACUGAGGUGAUCCUUCAGGGUGCAUGCUCUGGAACUACUGUCAGUCUGUGCAUUACGGUUACGCAUUAAUUUAGCCCAUUUACUCUUGAGAUUGAUAUGGUUAGAAUUCAGCUGUUGAAGUUGGAUAUCUUGGUGCUACAUGGUGUAUAUAGCUGCAGACUUGUAUUUUCUAUAUUAAGUGUUUUUAUACUGACCUUGAAGUGAUCUAAAUGAAAACACUGUCAUUAGGAUAAUAAAUCAUUCUUUUGAA